Messenger RNA from Paramacrobiotus metropolitanus, 2427 nucleotides. Its product is annotated as lachesin-like. The transcript is spliced from 13 exons. The coding region runs from base 652 to 2019 and encodes 455 amino acids. Gene Ontology annotation, cellular component: neuron projection. The record is from RefSeq and is a predicted model, not a curated record. Lineage: Eukaryota; Metazoa; Tardigrada; Eutardigrada; Parachela; Macrobiotidae.
GCCUGCACAUUGUCCGGCUGAAGUACAGGAGACCCGACCAAAUGGUGCAAAUUUCCGCUGCUUUUCCCUUUCACCAUCAAUAAAGUACGGCGAGAAUAUUCAACGUGUACAACUGGCAUCGUACUGCUGUACAUGCAGGACUCAAUCUGGGUAAUUAUUCCCGUACAUAUCGUGCCUUCCACCAAUCUGCCAGCACCAAAAAUCACGAAUUGCCCAGUGACUGUACAUGCGUUAUACUACGCUGGCACGCACAUCGUGAGUGCAUCUUAUGUUAUAGACGUCGUAUUAUACAAUCGACGCUCUGUACCGGAUCCACAGUUUUCUUCACAUUAUAUACAGUGCCAGCACAGCUGAUGCCGGGGAAAAAUCGGCAAAAUCUGUUCCCAUAACUAAUGACUUCCUUUUUGACCGUGUUGGGUGUCACUAGUUGUUCGAGGAGUGCUGCUGCCGCCGCCAACAAAUUGGGCUCGCUCGGCACUGGAUUAAUUCACACACCAGCGUAUCUGUAUCCUAUAUGUAUAUUCCUCUGCUUGAAUUCCCUUGAGUGUUGCUGAUCCCGGCAGUUUUAUUUUGCCGGUUUCUACCGAUAAAUAAAUAAAUAAAUAUUCUAUUUGGUGUGUGUGUACAGUAUAUCCUUGUGCUGUAUUGGCAAUGCGACCCUGGCUGCUGUAUCCCAUCGGUGCCAUUGUGCCGGUUAUCAUCUGCAUUGGCUGCGUUGGAGUGCACGUGGAGGCGGCUAAGAAGGCGCAUAAGAAUGCCGCACACGGGAAGCUGGGACGGAAGCCGAUCGAAUUCGAUGCCCAGAUGGAGAACGCCAGUGUUCCCUUGGGCAAGGAUGCCGUGUUCACUUGCCGGAUUAAUCAGAGUGUUAAAUCUGCCGAUCUACAGCUCGUCUGGUUGCGGCUGGACUCGCAGACAAUCCUGGCCUUUGAGAACCGGCUGGUGCAGAAUAAUCCCCGUAUAAGCGUCAGCCACGAGGAGCGCCGGGAGUUCAGUCUGCACAUUAAGAACGUCCAGCCGGAAGAUGCCGGCCACUACGCCUGCACCAUCAACACCAAUCCACUCUCGCAAAUGCGCGCCCAUCUCGACGUUCUGGUGCCUCCGCUGAUCCUGGCCAACGAGACCACCGAGCACGUUGUUGUCCGCGAGGCCUCCAACGUCAGUCUCAAGUGCGCCGCCAGCGGACACCCGCGGCCGACCAUCAGCUGGGUGCGCGAAGACAAUAUGUAUAUUACACCCAAAGGCGAAGAAAAAGCUUUGACAUAUAACGGAUCGGUGUUAAGUCUGGAACGCGUGGGCCGAUCAGAUAUGGCCACGUACAUCUGCAUGGCCGCCAACGGCGUCCCACCGGCUGUCAGCCAGCGGACCACCGUCAAAGUCGAAUUUCCGCCCAUGAUAUGGGUCGAGCCGAAGCAUGUGGCUGCCUGGAUCGGCGGAAGUGCCACGUUGAAGUGCGAAACGGAAGCUUUUCCACAGGCCGUGCAUUUUUGGCUGCGGGAGGGCGUUAUUCUGACCAACAGCGACAAGUACGACAUCCGCGCCGAACCGGCACCCGAACCGCAUGCCUACCGUAUGAAGAUGCAGCUGACCAUUCGGAACAUGGACGCUAAAGACUUUGGCGACUACACAUGCAGCGCCUCUAAUUUCCAUGGGAGCGUCGAGGGAGCCGCCAAGUUGUACGAGGUCGAAGCUCCUCCGGAGGGAAAAACAACACAGGGCAAAGGCAAGUCAGCCCAACGGCCGGGCGGUAAUAAGAAAAAGAAAGGUCACAAGCAUGCCAUGCGAAUGGGCGUCAAUGCCACCCGAUUAAUUGAUGAGAAGUCCUACUACGACAAACAGCAAAUGGACCACGAUCCGUCGAUGCCGAUGGAGGAGCCUCAGAAGGGGCCCCUCCAGCGCAAGUCCUCCAAUGGCAAUAACGGCAGCCCGCCCUUGACCUUUCGCACCGGCUGCCUCAUACCGGCCUUACUGUUGUAUUUAGUCGCCUUUCUCCUGAUUAUGUACAAUCAAAGGACGUAGUCAACCGGGGCCCGCUCGCACGCGCCAGUCGGCCUGCAAUCCCCUCAACAAAUCUGUGAUUAUUGCCCUCGUUUUCAGCAACAAGAAUUGCCGAAAAGUUACGGACCACAACCCCAACCAGAUGUACCAGCAGCUAACAAAAAAUCAACCGAUAAAUUUUGUUCAGAAAAUUUCUGUUUUGAUUUUUUCACUCUCAUCUAGUGCGUGGCGCCGAUCCGGUGGUGUGCCUAAUUAUACAGGGAGUAUCGGAUAUUUGCACAGUGUAGAAUAAUCAACAUUUUUUGUGGGACAUUCGAUUAUCGAAGAUCUUGGGAAAUUAAAAAAGCGUAUUUAAGCUAAAGAAAAAUUCGAAUUGCAUUUGUCGUUAUUCAGUUUUUCUUCGUACUGGGAAUCUUGAAAUACUAAAAA